AGUAUAGUAUCAGAUCCAGAUUGUUACACGUGUGAUGUGGCAUCAUCGGUGAUGAAUCAAACAAGCUGUUGAAUUGGUUCGUUGCGGCGAACGAUGUUUCCGAAGAAGUGACUGGAACGUGCUCGAGUCGACCCUCACCCAAACCAAACCAAAAGCUAACAAAGUUUGUAUCGCAAACCAAACACUUUUUUUACAAGAAAAAAAAGGUGUUUGAACUUUCAAAUUCCUAGUAUUAUAAAUAUUAUACUCAAUUUGGAUUAUUCAAUGGCUACAACGGCGGAGACUGACGGAAUCCGACACAAACCGUCGUCGCCUGAGGCUGCGCCGCCGCCGCCCACGGAGUUCACUGGGACGGAGGCCUCACCAAUCCACACAAUAUUGGCGUUGAGCAUAUGGCUUGGGGCUAUCCACCUCCUCACCAUCCUCGUCUUGACUUCCUUCCUCUUCCUCCCCCUUCCCAAAACCUUCGCGGUAUUGGGGUUGCUUGUGAUAUUAAUGGUGAUUCCAGUUGACGAGAAAAGCAAAUGGGGUCUAAAAUUAUCGAGGUAUAUUUGUAAGUAUGCUUGUGGUUAUUUUCCAGUGACUCUACACCUCGAGGAUAUAAAAGCUUUUGAUCCCAAUCAGGCCUAUGUUUUUGGCUAUGAACCGCAUUCAGUGUUGCCCAUUGGUGUUGUUGCCCUUGCAGCCCAUACAGGUUAUAUGCCUCUUCCGAAAAUUAAGGUUCUCGCAAGCAGCGCUGUGUUCUACACACCAUUCCUGAGGCAUUUAUGGACAUGGUUGGGACUUGCAUCUGCAUCAAGGAAAAAUUUUAUCUCCCUCUUGGUAGCUGGUUAUAGCUGCGUUAUAGUGCCUGGUGGAGUGCAAGAGGCAUUUCAUAUGGAGCACGGUUCUGAGGUUGCUUUCCUUAAGACGAGAAGAGGAUUUGUACGCUUAGCCAUAGAGACGGGCCGACCACUGGUUCCUGUUUUUUGCUUUGGUCAGUCAUAUGUCUACAACUGGUGGAAGCCUGGUGGGAAAUUAUACCUGCAAUUUGCUAGAGCUAUUAAAUUCACCCCAAUUAUCUUCUGGGGAAUCUUUGGGUCACCAGUACCGUACCAGCGUCCAAUGCAUGUGGUGGUUGGUAGACCAAUUGAGGUUAAGAAAAAUCCGCAACCCACCAUGGAAGAGGUUGCUGAAAUACACAGUCAGUUUGUUGAAGCACUUGUGGAUCUCUUUGAAAGGCACAAAGCAAGAGUUGGCCAUGCUGAUCUUAAAUUGAGAGUUCUUUGAUGAGAGAGGUCAACUUGUAGACCCAUGUUCAUCCAUUUAUAUAUAUUUUAUGUUCGUGUUUGUAUCAAUCUGCUCUUUUGUUUAUUUCAUUCUGUUCAAUUAUAAUUAGGGGCAAAAACUAGAAGAACUUCCCUCGUUGAAUGACUCGUGGAAGUUCUGGCCAUAGUUACUUUUCUUGAGCAUCAAAAUUAGCAAUGUCAUAAUUUUUUUCCUGAACGGUGGUGAUUAACUAUGGUUGCAUGAAAAGGGGGCAAGAAGGGAAUAAAUAGUGAAUGAUUAAACAAGUUCAGUACUUGCCUUUAUUUAUUUAUUAAUAAGCUUUGUA
Molecule: messenger RNA, 1594 nt
Organism: Cornus florida
Lineage: Eukaryota; Viridiplantae; Streptophyta; Magnoliopsida; Cornales; Cornaceae
Product: diacylglycerol O-acyltransferase 2D
Exons: 9
Coding region: 265-1269 (334 amino acids)
Biological process (GO): triglyceride biosynthetic process
Cellular component (GO): endoplasmic reticulum membrane
Molecular function (GO): diacylglycerol O-acyltransferase activity
Source: RefSeq, a predicted model, not a curated record